UGCGCCGACCUAAGCGGCCCUCUAUUGUUUGCUCGCUGUAAAGUUCUCUAGAAUGCAGUUGCCUUCCGCACGUGUUUCUUGGGGCGUUUACCGAUGAAUGACAAGAAUUUUCGGCGCAAUAUAUCAACGAAUUAUAUCAACAAUAGUGGAGAGAAGAGCAUUCAAUGUCAUAGUGAAUUGGUUGAACCACAGUCCUGAAAAACUACUCCAAAUCAAGUAAACUAUAGUCCAAGGUGGACAAAACGGUAGGAAUAGACAUGGGAAAAACCAAACCUGUAAAUCUCCCCUUGCACAAGUGUGACUUGUGCGAGUUUGCCACCAAGAACAUCUAUAUCUUUAAACGGCACAGAGUAAGAUGCAAAAAGGAAAGGAAAAAAACAAAGGGCAAAGCGAAGACGACAAUUCCCAUGUUUGCUUCAGCUGCAACUGCUAAAGGAAUCACCAUUUCAAGGAUACGACCCAAGGACUCUGAUGGUCAGUCUUCUUCCAAACCAGACAGAAAGGGCAGCGUGAACCCUAGCCCAGCUGUCCCAGGGAAAGCUAAGAACAGGAGUUAUUUCUGUACAGAUUGUGGAUUUAGCACCGGAAAGUCUAAAGCUUUUUUGUUUCACCAAGUUGAGGUUCACAGUUAUGUGCAGAGCAUAUUUGCUUGUUCCUAUUGUGAAUAUUGCUCAAGAUUUAAGCAGAAAAUCAAGAAACAUGUCCAGAUGGUGCACAAGACAGACAUAGACUCUGCGGACAUUGUGACUUUGUAUGAGGGGAAAAGUGGCAGAUCCUCUUUACCGAAAUCCCUGUCCAGUGGAUCCCGAGACUCACUGGAGGGUCCCCCCACCAUGGUCAAACCAAGCAGGAGCAGUAAGGUUAUACCAGUGUCUAAAGGGAAUGUCAGGUCCACGGGGGAUGGGGACAACAACAUUCAGGAAGUGGUCAGCUCCACCGGGCACGUCAACUUUAAAUGUAGGAAGUGUGCUUUCAGUAACCCAGAUAGGAGCUAUGUGCAACAGCAUGUCAAUUCCAGUCAUUUGAAUGCAAAACAGUUCUCUUGCACUCUGUGUAACUUCACAACUACCAAGAAAAUAGAGUUUUUUGCUCAUAAAGCUGAACAUGGCAAUGCUGUAGAUCAGGGGAAAGGACAGAAAGACAGAGUAGAACGAAUGACUGCAAACAGCCCACAGAUUGAUGCAGAAUUCUCAAGCUACUAUGGGGAUACAAGUAGCCAUGGUGAUGGUGAAUAUGAUCAGGGUGACCCAACUGACUACCCUGAGGAUAUGGAGCAUAACAGAGCAGCAACCUUCCAAUGUGAGGAGUGUGACUACAGCACAGAUUUUAAGCCCAAUUACGACAGACAUCGAAAUAACCACACUAAUUCUUUUGCCAACAAAUGCAAUUUCUGUUCAUUUUCUAGUGAUAAUGACAGAGCCAUCAUCAAACAUAUGGCCACCAGCCACUCCAGUAUUGAUGAAGACAUCACUGUGGUGAUCCCUCAUGCUCCAGAGGAAGAGGAUGAAGCUGCUGUGGAAAUAGAUACCACACGAGGAACGAUCGAUCAAUCAAACCAUGAUACUAUGGACCAGUCACAGAGUGAUUAUGAUAGGAAUGACAGCUUGGAAACAUCAUCAUCUGCAGGGAUUGAACCAAAAGAACAUAUUGUUGCCAAGUACAGCUACAAACUGCAAGCACCAGAUGGAACCUAUGCCUGUCCCUGGUGUGGCCUUAAAUACAAGAGGUCCUGGGAUCUGGACAGACACAUGAAGCUGAAGCACAACAAGAGGAUGAAGAACCACUUGUUACAGAUGUUACAGGAAGAACAGAAUGACAGCCUAGAGGCCAUGGAGGACAUGUCUUACCAGGAUUCAGAUUCUUCCAACCUGAACAGUAGUGAACUGUCAAACCAGAUGCCUUUCACUGCAGAGGACCUCAAAUGUCAGCAGUGUAGUUUUGUGGGAAAAUGUCCAAGGGAUGUCAAGAAGCAUUCUGUUGUGCACACUAUAGAGAAACGGUACAAAUGUCCUGAAUGUUCCAAGCAGUAUAAAUAUGUUGGAGACCUGAAUGUGCAUUUAAGAAGGGAUCAUAAAUUGGAGCCAUCGAAUGUACCUAUUUUGAGAGUUCCCAUGAUCCCAAACAGGAAAUCUUCUCCUGCCAUGUUUAAAUGCCCUUCGUGUUCAUUUGCAUCUCCGUGGAAAUCAGAAUUGGACCGUCAUUCUAAAAAGCACAAGGACGAUAAACCAUUCUUGUGUAACUACUGCAACUAUCAGUCCCACUGGAAAGGUGACAUUGGAAGACACAUGUUCAAGCAUCAUCCAGCAGUCAUGGCAGAUGGAGCCAAAAUUGAGGAUGUUAUCACCAUCUUGGAUGACAAGUUGAAGGACAAGGAACGACGUUCCAGCCUCGGAGAUGGAGACAGUGAUAGUGGAAAAUUUGCAUACGACAUGUCAGAUGACAAUGAAUCGUAUCUCUCUGAUCCCAGCCUGCAGCAGAGCGAUAUGUAUGGACAUUUGGAUAACGAUAAUGAAGAGAGCAAUUUUAGCUCCAACACCGAAACAUCAUUUGGAAAUAUAGAUGGAACAAGUUCUAGAGGAAACUCAAGGAGUGUGUCUCCAUCUCCCUCCAAGGACGGGGUGUUUAAAUGUGAGUACUGUCCCUUCAUUACGAAUGCUCCCUCUAAGCUGUCGGCUCAUGUGUCCACACACACCAAUCUGAAGCAGUACAUGUGUCCCGUGUGUGGUCGGCGGGCUAACUGGAAGUGGGACAUUCGUAAACACAUCAAGCGAGACCACCCAGACAGUGAUCUGGAUGUUGUGAAGAUGAGUGAGCAGGAAGCGGAGGCCACUAUCAAGUCAUACAUGGACACUAUGCCUGUGGUAAGAAGAGAACACCACCUUAAUUUUGACUCCACAUCUAAGGAGAACAAAAAGAAUUCUGAGGCUUUCAGUCCAAAGUGGAAAGGCUACAAGUGUGGGGCAUGUGGUUUUAAAUCCAGCAUGCGUUGGACGGUCAGCCGACACAUAAGAACUGUCCACAAUGGUAAAGCUAUUGAUAUUAUUUAUCAUGGAGGUGAUGAAGAUAGCAAGAAUAAGUCUGGCAACUCUGCAUCAGCUUCAAAUACACCAGAGAGCAAUAAAACUGAAAAACCUUACAUGUGUGCUGAGUGUGGAAAGAGAUGUGCUUUCAAAGCUGAUGUGAAAAAGCACUAUCAUUACAUUCACCCAUACAUGGAUGUGAAGAUAAUUUUCAUUGAAGGUUCUAGUGGUACAUUGCUUUCCCCUGAUGAAUUGAAACCCAAGUCACAGAACAAAUUGGAGAGACUGUCUAAACUGAAUCCUGCAGAGGCCCAUAAACCCUUCCGCUGUGGAGAGCGCAACUGUGAGAAACGUACUAACAGUCAAGGUGACCUCAAGAGACACUACAGCUUCAUUCAUCCAAAUGCAGAGAUCAAAUUCUACUACAAAAAUGAAACAACUCCUAGAAACAUUGAUGAUCCUUUGAAUGGAAAGCCCAUGCCAACUCCUCCAAACAAACCCCUUGGAUCAGCCAAUCCCAAAGUGUUUGGCUACAUUAAGCCAUUUAAAUGUUCUGCUUGUGGUCAUCGUUCCAACUGGAAGUGGGAUUUAAACAAACACAUGAGGAUGAAACAUCCAAACACUCAUGCUUCAGUGAUAACCAUGGAUGAGGGAGAGGCCAAAGCCACCUACCAUGACUACAUGAGAAAGCUGGCAGCAGCAAACCACUGCUCUCUCAUCAAAUCUGAAGAAAAACGGCCAGCAGUCAUUCCUGAGAGAGAGAAACAAGGAAAGGAAAAGAUACCAUCAAGAAGUGUCUUUAGACAGUUUAAGUGUUCAGCUUGCCCUUACAGAUCUAACUGGAGAAGUGACCUAGCUCGUCACAUCAAGAGAAAACAUGGACCACUCAGAGCCAAGAUUGUUUUGUUGGGAACUGAGGAAGCUAAAAAGUCCCUGACAGAGUAUGAUUAUAAUCCAAGGAAUCGACGAAGAAAAAUAAAAAUGAGAGAAUCUGGAAGGAUUUGGAAAUGUGCAAAGUGUAAAUUUUGCAACAAAGACAAGAUUCUGGUCAUGAAGCAUCUGUCUACUCAUGGUGUGAAGGCAUACAAGUGCAGUGAAUGUGGCUAUGCAACCAAUUACAGAAGCUCAGCUUUCAGACACAUCAAGGCCAAACAUCAUACAGAAAGUAUGUCAAUAUGUAAAGUCUCUAUCAAAUAUAUCAAGGACUUCAAGACGGAAACCAUUUCAAAGAUAGAGGAAGACUUUUCAGAUGAAGUACAAAAUGAGUCUGAUGAAAAUGAAUACAUGUCAGAUGGGCAGAGUGACUCUAUGAGAUAUCUUGAGUCCUUCCGAUGCAAACUUUGUACGUUUCAAGCAAACUGGAGAUCGUCUGUGUGUAGACACAUUCGCCAGACUCACAAGACAAAGGACUAUUCCAACCUUAUAGACAUAGUCCACAAGCAUUAUCAGCCUGAGGAGAAGAAACGAACAAGCUCCACAUCCUCCGACAAAAUGCAACCUCCGAAAGAUGAAUUCAAGCCUCCAGUUGACCCUAAAAAACACAAGUGUACUAUUUGUCCAUACAAGACAAGUAAACAAAACCUGCUUCAUUUCCACAUGAGUUGUCACAAACCUCAGCCAGGUGCCCAGCAGGAGAAGUGUAAAUUCUGUCCAUACUAUGUCGUUGCAAAACGUCUGCUUCACCAGCACAUGCGCCUCCAUCUCCAGGACAUGUACCUCAGACAGAAGGAGGCAGCCUCCAUUAAGUCCACACCCACCAAGAAGAUGUCCAUGUUCCCUCCCCAGUCACCCAGUGGAACACCAAAGAGGUACAAGUGCAACAUAUGUCCCUACACCACAAACAGCAAGAAUGACUUCCUCUAUCACAAGCAGUUUCAUCGCCAGAAGUCCACCUCAGAGUUCAAGUGUGAUUACUGUGACUACUGGGUCACUCAUAGAAGACUGAUCAAUCAGCAUAUGAAGAUGCAUGAGGCAGCAGGCCAUUCCCCUGGUAAUGUCAGCCCUGUGUCCUCUUCUCCAUGUAAAUCUGACAUCACAGAAUCCAGUGCUAUACAAGACACAGUUACAUUAGCCAUGUACAAACAACGUAUGAUUUCUUCCAAAAUAACUCCAAGUAUUUCACAAAAACCAGCCAUGUCACCGAUGAAAAUUGCAUGCUCUGUUGGAAAUAGGCCAGGAUAUGCUCUGAAGAAUGGUGUGUACAGGAAGAUGCAUACUUGUGACAAGUGCCCUUACAUGAAUCUACGUCUUAGAAAUUUGCGCCUUCAUCAGCUUAUGCAUGGGUACAGAAAGUCCAAAAAUCUCCUUCUGAAGUGCCCCCACUGUGAUUAUUAUGUGGGAUCUAAGGGAUUGCUGUCCCAUCAUCUGAAGGUUCACCAGCCUAGCUACAGAGCAGACACUUCUAUGGACCUGUCAGUGGAGAUGGAGAAUGGAGAAGAAAAUACAACCAUGCUGGAGGAGAUGGAUGACACCAGCUCAGAUGUAGGAGAAAUUUCCUAUGAUAAUAAAGUAGACUCUUUGUAUGAAAUCGCCCGCUGGAAAAAGUACAGCUGUGAGAAAUGUCCAUAUGCCAGUGCAAAGAAGUCCCACUAUGAACGUCAUGUUGCCUUGCAUGGCAGUAAGCAGAGGUGCCAGUGUAAAUACUGUGACUACAGUGUACCUUCCAAUAACUUGCUAAACCAGCACCAGAAAUUGCACAUGACUCCAAACCAGAACCUGCUGGCUGUACAAUCCCUCUCCAACCUGCAGAUGCUAUCUGAUGUUCCUGCUGAUGUAGCUUUGUCCAGUGCCUUGCCACCUCUUGACAAGAAAGGAACUUUUUCUGUCAGUGUUACACAUGACCACAUGGACUUGUAUGAAAACUCAUCAGAACUUGAUAUAGAGCCAAAGAAAUUGUAUCGAUGUGACAGGUGCCCCUAUGCUAAUGUCAGAAGAGACCAUCUUCUAGCUCAUUUGAAAUUCCACAUGAUCAAGAGUGAGCUUGCGUGUCCCUAUUGUGAUUACUCAGUAUCAAAGCAGCAUCUCCUGACCCAGCACAUUGGGGUUCACUUCUGUCCUCUACCUGAGCUCUCGAGCUGGCUCGCCCAGAAUGGUGAGAUGGAUCGAGUGAAACAAACAAAGAACCCAGAUCUCUCAGAGGCUCUCUUUGUAGCUGAACUUUACCGAGCUGAUGGAUGUGGCAAAAUAAAUACAGCAGAUACCAGCAAUGAAGACGCUGCUAAAGCUGCUCCAGAGUCAGUAGAGGAAGAGAAAGGGGAGGCUGCAGGUGAAGAGAUAAAGCCAUCCUCCGGUGAAGAAAACUCUGCAGAGGCCAAGGAAGCUACUGAAAGUUGUGCUGACAAGAACAGAGAAGGAGAUAUAGAACCAGAUCAGACUGGUAUCAAAGCAGAAAACAAGUCAACAACUGAAAUGAAAGAGAUUCAACCAGUGAAUGACCAAGGCACAGACAAAUUAGAAAAUAAAGCAGAAGAGAACCAGACUGAUGGUGAAAUUCAUCAGAAACCUGAUAAUGAUAAUGCCAAUCAGCAAAAUAACCAGACUAAUUUAGAGAAGACAGAAGAAAAAGACGGUGAAGUGAAACAGGAGGGCAAUGAGACUGAAGCAGGACACAGCGUGACAGAACCAGAUAGCAAUGAAUACAUCUGCCAGUACUGUGAGAGGGAAUUCUCGGCCUCAGAUAUUCUUGUCAAACAUGAAAUGCAGCACUUGGUUGGAAACAACUAUGAGGAGUACCUGUCCCAAGUCCAGUUGCUGGCUGAACUGAGUGAAGAGGAAGAAGAUCUUCUUGGUGAGGAGAUUUCUGAUGUAGAGAUGGAAGAAGAUGAGCCAGAAGUGGAGGAAGAAGCUGAGAAAGUGGUGGAUGAUGUUAAGGGUGAGGGAGUGGAUGAUGGACAGGGUGAUGUGGAUGAUGGACACGAAGAGGUGGAUGAGGAGGUCUCCUUCAAGAAAGAUUCCACCUUGGAUAGUACGGAGGACCUGAUAGAAGGUGUGGAUAUGGAGGUGGAGGAAGGUGAAAAGAUGGAGGAAAAUAUGGUCCAUGAAGACACAACGGAAGUAAACACAGAACAAAGUGGUUAGAAAAUUGGCACAACUGGGACUCUGGAGUGUGAACUAAGCUCUUAUAUCGAACAAAUUACUGGGACUCUGGAGUGUGAACUAAGCUCUUAUAUCGAACAAAUUACUGGGACUCUGGAGUGUGAACUAAGCUCUUAUAUCGAACAAAUUACUGAAGCUGUUAUCAGUGAAACUAUUUAUGACACAAAUAUCAUGUGUACUUGAUUAUUGUGAAAAUUGGUAUUGUAUUACAAUCAAAAUUGUAGCUUACAUUGCAUAGAUUUAUACUUGGAGACUUGCUAUCAUGAUAUGAAUUUUAGCAUUUGAUAAGUGAUAGCAAAGACUUUUCGAUGUUGUUGUGUAUCACUUAGUGAGAUUUCAUUUUUAUGAAUUUUCUCUCUUCACAGUUCUCAUUCGAUUGGUAACAACUGCCCCCCCCCCCCUUUUACUUCUGAAGUCAAGAAGAGAAUUAUUAUGGUAAACCUUGUGCAGAUGUGUUAAGUUUUUUUUUUAUUGACCUUAAAGUAUAAGUUACAGUUGUAACGAUAAUGUUCUUUGUAAAGAUUUUUUGUGAAAGGGAGGAGUGACUGUAGUAUCUAUGGCAGGUUUUUCCAUUUUCCAAAGCUGAAAUAACCUUUAUCAUCAUUAUGCAUUGCAGUUUUUCGGGAAAAAGAACUGUAUCUCUAAAAGGUUGAACAUCCCUGUAAAACCUGUGAUGGAAUUUAUACAUGUAUAUUUUUUAUACCAAAAUUUAUACUCCACUUAUAGUUCUUUUUCUUGUAUACAACGCUAUUUAUUUUAAAUGAAGUGAAUUUGUUGCCUGUACAUUCUUUUCCAAAUAUAAUGGAAAAAAAGAAGAGUGUUUUUGACAUAUUCGAAGCAUACAAAAGUGCAAGUAUGUUUAUAUUUAAACCAUAAGUAAUAAAGGGUUAAAAUUUC
Magallana angulata is the source of this 8012-nucleotide messenger RNA. RefSeq lists its product as uncharacterized. The record is from RefSeq and is a predicted model, not a curated record. Gene Ontology annotation, cellular component: nucleus. The transcript is spliced from 4 exons. The coding region runs from base 258 to 7097 and encodes 2279 amino acids. NCBI's taxonomy places the organism in Eukaryota, Metazoa, Mollusca, Bivalvia, Ostreida, Ostreidae. Gene Ontology annotation, biological process: regulation of transcription by RNA polymerase II. Gene Ontology annotation, molecular function: DNA-binding transcription factor activity, RNA polymerase II-specific; RNA polymerase II transcription regulatory region sequence-specific DNA binding.